AUGGAGACUGAGAAAGUCGACCGUGAAGAGAGUUGCUCAUUUGGGUUCCUCUCUGUCUCACCCCUCUUCCCACACACUCCUGAUGAUGAGACAGGACCUUCGUCUUCAUGUGCCAGUUUGCAAACAGAUGAUACAAGAGAGGUUGGACUAGAGAACGUCCUCAGAGAGCAUUCUCCUGAUGCUUCCAGUCAGUCAGAGGAGAGGGAGGCGGAUGCCCAGCCCAUGAAGAGUUCACUUCAUUUUGUUGUACCUUUGCCUCUUCACAAGUGGGUCCAGAUGGUGGAUCUACCUGAUUAUGACAAUGGCUCCCUGCCAUGCCCUUCACGCUCACAUAGUGCCUCUGGUGGCUUCGACCCAUCGCUGAUAUGUCACUUGGCCUCUAUCUUUAGUAUGGUGUUCUUUCUGUUUUGCUCCAAGGACGAAGACGGGGAAUAUGUUGGUUUAGCUACACUGCCAAACCAAGUCCAGCGAAAAUCAGUGAAGAAGGGAUUUGAGUUCACCUUGAUGGUUGUUGGUGAGUCCGGCUUGGGCAAGUCCACCCUAAUCAAUAGCCUCUUCCUCAGAGAUCUGUACAAGGACAGAACUCUUUAUGAAGUGCAGGAAAAGGUGUAUCAGACUGUAGCAAUUACAAAGAAAACUGUUGACAUUGUUGAAAAGGACAUUAAGCUAAAGCUCAACAUUGUGGACACACCAGGCUUUGGAGAUGCUAUGGACAACACUAAAAGCUGUAAAGCUGUGGUGGAUUAUAUUGUCUGUCAGUUUGAGCAGUACCGCAGGGGUGAGGUCCGUCUGAACCGCAAGAACAUUCAGGACAACCGUGUGCACUGCUGCCUCUACUUCAUCUCACCUUUUGGCCAUGGCCUCAGACCAAUUGAUGUUGAGUUUAUGAAGGCCCUUCAUGAAAAGGUCAACAUCGUGCCUGUGCUGGCUAAAGCAGACUGUUUCACCCACUCUGAGCUUCAGUAUAUGAAAACCAGAAUUUUGAAUGAGCUCAAUGAUUACAGGAUCAAGAUCUAUCAGUUCCCAGAAUGUGACCCAGAUGAUGAUGAGCUUUUUAAAAAGCAGCACUUGGAAAUGAAGACACGGAUACCAUUUGCUGUAAUUGGGAGUGACACAACAGUGGAGAGCAAUGGCAAGAGAUUACGAGCACGCUGUUACCCAUGGGGUGCUGUGGAAGUGGAGAAUCCUGCUCACUGUGACUUUGUGCAUCUGAGGAACAUGCUGGUGCAAACACACAUGCAGGACCUGAAGGACAUGACUGAGGAUUCUCUGUAUGAGAACUACCGCAUGCAGUUCUUGUGCCGGAAAAGCACUGACCAGGAAAGUGAUAAUUAAACACUGGAGGAGGACAGUGCACUGAGAACACUACAUGAGCAAAUAAAAAAACAAAGGACCACAGA
Pygocentrus nattereri (red-bellied piranha) is the source of this 1400-nucleotide messenger RNA. Its product is annotated as septin-5-like. NCBI's taxonomy places the organism in Eukaryota, Metazoa, Chordata, Actinopteri, Characiformes, Serrasalmidae. Bases 1 to 1335 code for a protein of 444 amino acids. The record is from RefSeq and is a predicted model, not a curated record. Gene Ontology annotation, cellular component: cell division site; microtubule cytoskeleton; septin complex. Gene Ontology annotation, biological process: cytoskeleton-dependent cytokinesis; regulation of exocytosis. Gene Ontology annotation, molecular function: GTP binding; GTPase activity; molecular adaptor activity. The transcript has 12 exons.